CUCCCGACCUUCAACGCGGGCGUGCGCUCGUGCGUCGGCCAGCAAGCCGCGCUGCUGCAGACCAAGCUCGUCGUCGCCACCCUCGUGCAGCGCUUCCACCUCGACGUGCUCUCGCCCAAGCGUCAAGACGGUCCUCUCUAUGCGCUGGGCCUCGCGCUGCUUCCGCGAGGCGGCCUCCGCGGUUAUUAA
Saprolegnia parasitica CBS 223.65 is the source of this 189-nucleotide messenger RNA. RefSeq lists its product as hypothetical. Gene Ontology annotation, molecular function: oxidoreductase activity, acting on paired donors, with incorporation or reduction of molecular oxygen; iron ion binding; monooxygenase activity. The record is from RefSeq and is a predicted model, not a curated record. The transcript is spliced from 2 exons. The annotation marks the transcript as partial. Lineage: Eukaryota; Oomycota; Saprolegniomycetes; Saprolegniales; Saprolegniaceae.